Molecule: messenger RNA, 5772 nt
Organism: Cololabis saira (Pacific saury)
Lineage: Eukaryota; Metazoa; Chordata; Actinopteri; Beloniformes; Belonidae
Gene: brd1a
Product: bromodomain containing 1a
Exons: 13
Coding region: 596-4354 (1252 amino acids)
Biological process (GO): regulation of transcription by RNA polymerase II
Cellular component (GO): MOZ/MORF histone acetyltransferase complex
Molecular function (GO): protein binding
Source: RefSeq, a predicted model, not a curated record
GCUUUAACUAGGGUGGGUCCUGGCUGUGGUUUGUUGUCGUUUUUGAGUUUCCUCUUGUUCUUAAAGACAAACCCCCUUUAAAAAAAAAAGAAAAAGAAGGGAAAUAGUCCCUUGCAGGACGAGAGUGUGACACCGCCACCCCGUUUUGCUCCUGCAGGGUUAAUGCGCCCCGAGCUUUGUCUGCAGGAUACCCGGGUCCGAGCAGGGCUGUUAUUGCGGGGCCAGAUGGGGAUGUGAGUCUUUUGUGUGCACCUCUCCGACAUGACCUCCAGCGUCACAGCAGAGCUGCGUGUGGGAGUUGUCUGCUGCUGCAUUGUUGUGUUGGGGGAUGAUCCUGCUGCUGCUGCUGCUGCUGCUGCACCCUAAUGCCGCUGCAAAACAAACACGUUCACAGCCCAAUCUGAUCCCCAAACCUAACCAGCACCCGAGCAGCUCUCCCCCCGCGUCACUGGCAGCAGAUAUAGGACCAAUAGGCCCGUCGGAUGUUCGGAUCGAGCUCGGAACCCGCGUCCUCCCGUAGCGGGCCGUUGCUUUGUGCGGCUGCAGGCCAGCAGGGGAACCGUCCGUGUCCUCCCCAGCAACACGGAGCAUCAAGAUGAAGAAGAAAGCUCGGCAGCACCGGGUAACGGUGCAGCAGAGGCCACCGUCUCCUAUCAAGCCUUCUCCAAACAAGCAGAUCCUGACUUACGCUCAGGCGCAGCGGAUGGUGGAGUUUGAGCUGGAUGGCCGCAUCCAACGGCUCAGCAUUUACGACAAGCUGGACGUGAUCUCGGAUGACGACCCGAUGGUCCAAGAGAUGAUGGAGUGCACCAGCAAUAAGGAGAAUGCAGACAAACCACAACAGCAGGUCCUCGUGAGGUCGGUCAGGCUUAAAAAGAACAGAGAGAAGAGAAACGCUGCACUGGGCAUCACUGCGCCUGGAGAGGGAGGCGGGCAUCAAGCUGGAGGGCAUCCGGGCCCCAAACUUCCCGAGCCUAAAUUCCGUACUGUGGAAUAUAACCUCCCAGCGGUCCCCAAACGCUCAGCUUCCUAUUUCAAGUUCGAAGAGAAGACAGAGGAAGAGCUAGACGAGGAAACGGAAUAUGACAUGGAUGAGGAAGAUUACGCCUGGCUUGAGUUAAUCAACGAAAAACGACGGAGCGAAGGCGUCAGUCAGGUGUCGCACAACGUCUUCGAGUUCCUCAUUGACCGCUUCGAGAAAGAAUUACAUCUGGAGAGUCUGGAUCAAGCCAGUGAAAGGCAGGCUCCCAUUGAUGAGGAUGCGGUUUGCUGCAUCUGCAUGGAUGGGGACUGUCACAACAGCAACGCUAUCCUCUUUUGUGACAUGUGCAACAUGGCCGUGCACCAAGAAUGUUACGGCGUGCCCUACAUUCCAGAGGGCCAGUGGCAUUGCAGACAUUGUCUACAGUUACCAACUCAGCCCGCAGACUGUAUUCUUUGUCCUAACAAAGGUGGAGCGGUGAAAAAGACAGACGAUGACCGCUGGGGCCACGUAGUGUGCGCCCUCUGGGUCCCGGAGGUCGGCUUCUCCAACACCACCUUCAUCGAACCCAUCGACGGCGUCAGCCACAUUCCUCCAGCGCGCUGGAAGCUCACCUGUUACAUCUGCAAGGAGAAAGGUGUCGGUGCAUGCAUCCAGUGCCACAAAGCGAACUGUUACACUGCAUUUCACGUCACGUGUGCCCAAAAGACUGGCCUCUUUAUGAAAAUGGAGCCGAUAAAAGAGGUAGGAGAAACGGGCGAGCCCAUCCUCUCCGUUAGAAAGACGGCCUACUGUGGAGCUCACACACCUAAUGGGUGCGUGAAGAGACCUAUUUCCGUCUAUGAUGAUUGCAAAUCCAAAAAUGGACUAUCUAAGAAAGCAGAUAAGGGAAGGAGAGUUGGUAAAGGACAUUCGAAAGGGAAACAGAAAAAGAAGAGUAAGGGCAAGAAGCCUGAGCCCGAAGAGGAAAGUGAGGCUGUGGUUCCUGCUGUUGUGCCAACUUUUCCUGCGAAUAGAUUACAAACCAUUUUGAACCAGGUGUCGAUACAGAAGAAGAAAGCUUUUGUGGAGCUGGUUCUGAAUUAUUGGACACUGAAAAGACAAUCCCGGAACGGCCUCCCUCUCAUCAGACGUCUUCAGACGAGCUCGCAGGGGCAGAAGAACUCGCAGCCGAGGCAGAACGAGGAGGAAAGCAGGUCGUUGAAGGAGCAGCUGAAGGAAUGGCACCGGCUCCGACACGACCUGGAGAGAGCGCGGCUGCUGCUGGAGCUGAUUCGCAAGAGAGAGAAGCUAAAGAGGGAAGAGAUUAAACUAGAGGAAUCCCUUCUGGAGAUGCAGUUGACACCAUUUAGCAUUUUGCUCCGAGCCCUCUUGGAUCAGCUCCAGGCGAAAGACCAGGCCAGGAUCUUCACGCAGCCUGUCGAUGUGACUGAGGUGCCUGAUUAUCUUGAUCACAUUAAGCGCCCCAUGGAUUUCUCCGCCAUGCGGCAGCGCAUCGACGCCCAGGGCUAUAACAACUUUGACCAGUUUGAAGCCGACUUCAACCUCAUUAUCGACAACUGCAUGAAGUACAACUCGAAGGACACCUAUUUUUACCGGGCCGCCGUUCGACUCAGAGAUCAGGGCGGAGUGUUGCUCAGGAAGGCGCGGCGAGACGUGGAGAAAAUCGGCUUCGACAAAGAGAGCGGCAUGCACCUGGCAGAAGUCCCUGAAACCAAAGCGGCGCCUACGUUUUCUUGGGAAGAUGUGGACCGAUUACUGGCUCCAGCCAGUCGGCAGCACCUCCCGCUGGACCGGCAGCUGCAGCAGCUCCUGGAGAAGCUGGAUCUGACCUGUGGCAUGAAGUCCAGCCCGUCCCGCAGCAAACGCCUCAAACUGCUCAAAAAGACCAUCAACGACGUGCGCAGUGAAAUAAGCCUCAAGAAAGUUCUCCCCGCUCACCAUCACUGUUCUUCAUCGGCUCCAACGUCGGCGUCCUCUUCGUCAGCCCCCUCCAUGCCGGAGCUGAGCAGACCUAAAGAAGAGAGGCCCAAGCUGAACGGCCACUUUCCCGAAGAUGAGGUCGACAAGUCCCUUCCUCCCAAGCUGGAGCCGUCAGAUUCCAUCCCUCUCCUCAUCCACUCGGACGCCGACCCGGGGCCCCCGACCCUCAAACCCAUCGAAGCUUCCCCAGACUGUGAAGAUCAGACCAACGGCAAGCGAGGGAGGUUGGACGGGGAAAUACCAGACCUGUUCUCCUUCCCCCCGCGCCUCAACGGCCACUCCCACGACAGCCUCCAGUGCGCUCUGCUGGACGGAGACGUGAGCGUGGUGGCCACCUCCACCCUGGCCGAGCCCACGGGCACGGUGAACCGCCGCACGGCCGUCCUCUUCCGCAAAUCAAAGACGGCCAGCCCACACAAGCCCCCGAGGAUCGCCGACGAGGAGUCGGACAGAGCGGACAGAAAAGACAGCGAGGAGGAAGAGGACGAAGACGGCACGCAGAUGGGCUCUAAAUCCUUCCUGUCGGUGGUCAUACCCCGACUGGAGACGCUACUUCACAGCAAGAAGAGGAAGCACGCUGACGGCAGGGAGAGGGAGGAGGAGGGAGGAGAGGCAGAGCAUCAGGAGGAGGGAGAGCCUCCCGUGAAAAGGCCUGACACUGGCCCGCCGAGGGGGUUUCUGGAGGUGGCCGAGGAAAAGAAGCAGCUUGGCCAGAACAGCAGAACCGGUCGACCCGUGGAGCCCCGACGGCGGUGCGCAUCAGAGUCCUCACUAUCGUCAUGUAACAGUUUGCCGGGAAACGCCAGCACAAUUCCCAGUCUGCCGAAAUGUGGAAAAGGGAAACCGGCUCUGGUUCGUAGAAACACUGUGGAUGAUAAGAGUGAGCUCAUUGCUUGCAUCGAAACUGGGAACUUUGCAAAAGCUGCACGAAUAGCUGCAGAGGUUGGCAACAGCAAUAUUUGGAUGCCUGCUAGUGCUGCAACAGUUGCGUUGGAACCCUUAAAGCUAGUUUGGGCCAAAUGUAGUGGAUACCCUUCCUACCCCGCCUUGAUCAUCGACCCCCACAUGCCGCGCGUUGGAUGCCAGCACAACGGGGUCUCCAUCCCCAUUCCCCCCAUGGACGUGCUGCGCAUCGGAGAGCAGAUGCAGUACAAGGCCGAAGAGAAGCUCUUCCUCGUCCUCUUCUUCGACAACAAGCGCAGCUGGCAGUGGCUUCCUAGAUCCAAGAUGGUUCCUCUGGGGAUAGACAAGACCAUCGACAAGAUUAAAAUGAUGGAAGGACGCACAUCCAGCAUCCGGAAGGCCGUGCAGGUCGCUUUCAGCCGCGCCAUGAACCACCUGAGCAUCGUGCAGGACGAGCCAGUCAGCGACCUCAGUGAUGUGGACUGAUGACCGACGAUGCCACCGGCUCUCUGGCCCCCCUCACACACAAAUUAGGUUCCCGUACCAAAUAGCUUCCCACAAUGCCACAGCGGCCCCUCACCCCCCUCCGUCUCUGCAGGAGACUGAAAUGUUUACUGGGCACCUGCUGUAACAGGUGGCGUCAGGGAUGAAUGUGUCGUAUCUCUGCACCUCCAGGCUUGUGACCGUGAUGCGAGAGCCUCUUUUUGUCUCUGCCAGCCUCCCUCCCACCACUGCUACUGCUACUUUUUAUUUAUUAUUUCAAAGCAAAAGGACCGAUUUCAAGUGUUGGUAGCCUUACCAAAUGUGUCGGAGUGGACGAAAGUCAAACUGCAGCCAUUUUUUUUUUUGGUCUGUUUUGGAAUAAAUACAAUUUAAGCUACACUCAUGUCAGCUCCAUUUGCAGAUCCCUUCUGUAUUUAAACUGUAAAUAAUCUGUAUAAGAUGCUCGACGCUAACUUAUUUUGUAGUUUGGACAUACAUGGGUACUGUACAGGUGUUUUCUUAGUAUUUAUACGUCUUGGAACUAAGACACGAGUGCUUUCUUUCCGAUGCUGUAUGAUAAAAAUAGAGGGAGAAAAAAAAUAAAGCGCAAAGUCCUUAGUAAUAAGGAUGUUAGUUGUUAUUUUGUUGUUUUUUUUGUUUAUUUUUGAAAAGUAUGACAUUUUCCUUUUUUCAUUGUUUAAGUUAUUGAAGUUUAUAUAUUAAUCAUUUGUAUUAAGAAUAGUUUUAGUAUAUUUUUGUCCAUAUAUACAUAUAUAAAUAUAUAUAUAUAUAUUUAUAUGAUUUGAAGACAUGGUAUACGGUAUGUACGUCUCUGAAGCUCAUACAGGCAGUCGGAUGUUGUGGACAUGGAACAUAAAGUUCUCAAGAAACCAAAAAUGUUGCUACCCAGAAAUUUUUUCAUGAUCAAGUUUUUGUCGUAAGAAACGGUUGCCAAAAAAAAAAAAGAGGAAAAAAUUGAAGUGUAUUUUUUAUGUGAUGCAUUUGACUGUUACUUGGUUUUGCUGUAAUUGUAAGAAGAUGUGCCUGCGUUAACUUAUUGUAAAGUAUUUGCAUUACUUUAUACUCGAAGAGAGAAAUCCAGAUUGGUUGUGAUAGUGUCACAUUUAGUGGUGGAUACCUGCCUUCUUUUUAAGUAACCUUUUUCUAACUUUUUUGUAGUAGUAGACUUUAACGCAUUUCAUUUUUUUGUUUGUUUUUUGUUUUCUUUUCUGUUUAGUUUUUUUUAAUGCAGCCACCUGUUUUCUCUGGGGUAGCAUUGAGCUGUUUUUUUGUAUACUUCAUUUUGUACUUACAGUAAGUUUUUUUUUUUUUCUUCUUUUUUUUUUUUUAAAUCGGUCUAAAAAUAUUUCUGGGACUUUUUUUUUAAGUAAAUCAAAAGUAAAAAUACAAAUAAAAAAAAA